UGUAAUAUGCUGUCCCGCCCCCUUCCUGUACACAGUCCUACGUCCUGUGUGUGUGCAACUGCCGCCUCUUCCUCGAGGAGAGGGGGAGUAUAUAGAGGACCACGUGAUGAUGAAGAAUCACCGGACCCUCACAUCACUGGACCUAACAAGCACAGCAAAUUUCGUUGAAAUCGGUGAUGGUCAUGAAAAAUGGCUGUGUUGAUUUGAUGUGGAAUGACCAGUAACAGGAAUACCCCAGAGAGAUGUCCUUGUCCCCUGUGUUCUCAGGAUUGUACAGAGGAGAAUCGCAGGAUCCCACAGGAGGGUCAGGUAGAAUGUCUGUCUGAUAUUAAGUCAGAAGAUAUAGAUGCAGAAGAGACUUAUUUGACUGAUAUGAAGGCAGAAGAUAUAGGGGGAGAAGAAGAGACGUAUGUGAUGGAUAUGAAAGCAGAAGAUAUAGAGGGAGGAGAAGAGACGAAUGUGACUGAUAUGAAGGCAGAAGAUAUAGAGGGAGGAGAAGAGACGUAUGUGACGGAUAUAAAGGCAGAAGAUAUAGAGGGAGAAGAAGAGCCAUAUAUGAGGGGUGAUCAGCAGUGUAAGGAGGAGGAAGUCCCUACAGAUAUCAGCGCAGCAGAUGGACACAAAAGCAGGAACAUCUCAGAAGGACAUCUAAUCUUAUCCCUGGAUUGUGAAAUAAAAGAUGACAGUAGACAGUAUUCUCCAGGAGAUAGUCCCAUUUCCCCAAUUAUACAUCCAGCUCUAUCAGCUGAUACCUCUGAUCCUGGGGAAUGUUAUCCUGAUCACUCUGAUAUUGGUGCAUCUGUUACAGCUCUGAGAGUAGAUACAGUGUUUCCCUGUUCUGUAGAUGCCAAAUGUUUUACACAGAACACAAAGCUUAUUACCCAUCAUCCAGCUAAGACAGGUGAGAGGCCAUUUCCAUGUUCUGAGUGUGGGAAAUGUUUUACACAGAAAUCAGAUCUGGUUAUACAUGAGAGAAGUCACACAGGUGAGAAGCCAUUUUCCUGUUCUGAGUGUGGGAAAUGUUUUACACGGAAAUCAAAUCUUGUUGCACAUGAAAUAAUACAUACAGGUGAGAAGCCAUUUACAUGUUCUGUAUGUGGGAAAUAUUUCACACACAAAUCAACUCUUGUUGUACAUGAAAGAAUGCAUACAGGUGAGAGGCCAUAUACAUGUCCUGAGUGUGGUAAAUGUUUUAUACAGAAAUCAGCUCUUGUUAAACAUGAGAUGAAUCAUACAGGUGAGAGACCAUUUCUGUGUCCUGAGUGUGGAAGAGGGUUUAUACAGAAAUCGGCUCUUGUUAUACAUGAGAGAAGUCACACAGGUGAGAAACCAUUUCCAUGUUCUGAGUGUGGGAAAUGUUUUGCACAUAAAUCAGAUCUUGUUAUACAUGAGAGAAGUCACACAGGUGAGAAACCAUUUUCAUGUUCUGACUGUGGAAAAUGUUUUUUUAAGACAUCACACCGUCUUAGACAUCAGAGAAGUCACACAGGUGAGAAACCAUUUCCAUGUUAUGAGUGUGGGAAAUUUUUUCUACAGAAAUCAGAUCUUGUUGUACAUGAGAAAAUGCAUACAGGUGAGAGGCCAUUUCCAUGUUCUGAGUGUGGGAAAUGUUUUGUACAGAAAUCACGACUUGUUACACAUCAGAGACGUCACACAGGUGAGACGCCAUUUCCAUGUUCUGAGUGUGGGAAAUGUUUUGCACAGAAAUCACAUCUUGUUACACAUCAGAGAUGUCACACAGGUGAGAAACCAUUUCCAUGUUCUGAGUGUGGGAAAUGUUUUCUACAGAAAUCAGAUCUUGUUGUACAUGAGAAAAUGCACACAGGUGAGAAACCAUUUCCAUGUUCUGAGUGUGGGAAAUGUUUUGCACAGAAAUCAGGACUUGUUCAACAUCAGAGAUGUCACACAGGUGAGAAGCCAUUUCUAUGCUCUGAUUGUGGGAAAUAUUUUGCACAUAAAUCAGGACUUGUUACACAUCAGAGAAGUCACACAGGUGAGAAGCCAUUUCCAUGUUCUGAGUGUGGGAAAUGUUUUACACAGCAAUCAAAUCUGGUUAGACAUCAGAGAACUAAGGCAGGUGAGAGGCCAUUCCCAUGUUCUGAGUGUGGGAAAUGUUUUACACAGAAAUCAGAUCUGGUUAUACAUGAGCGAAGUCACACAGGUGAGAGGCCAUUUCCAUGUUCUGAGUGUGGGAAAUGUUUUACACGGAAAUCAAAUCUUGUUACACAUGAAAUAAUACAUACAGGUGAGAAGCCAUUUACAUGUUCUGUAUGUGGGAAAUAUUUCACACACAAAUCAACUCUUGUUGCACAUGAAAGAAUGCAUACAGGUGAGAGACCAUUUCCAUGUCAUGAAUGUGGUAAAUGUUUUAUACAGAAAUCAGCUCUAGUUAUACAUGAAAGGAUGCAUACAGGUGAGAGACCAUUUCCAUGUCCUGAGUGUGAGAGAUGGUUUAUACAGAAAUCAGCUCUUAUUAUACAUGAGAGAACUCACACAGGUGAGAAGCCAUUUCCAUGUUCUGAGUGUGGGAAAUGUUUUAUACAGAAAUCAGCUCUUAGUAGACAUCAGAGAAUUCACACAGGUGAGAAACCAUUUCCAUGUACUGAGUGUGGGAAAUGUUUUGCACAGAAAUCGGAUCUUGUUGCACAUCAGAGAAGUCACACAGGUGAGAAAUCAUUUUCAUGUUCUGACUGUGGAAAAUGUUUCGUUAAGACAUCACAUCUUGUUAGACAUCAGAGAAUUCACACAGGUGCAAAACCAUUUCCAUGUACUGAGUGUGGGAAAUGUUUUGUUCAGAAAUCAGAUCUUGUUGUACAUGAGAAAAUGCAUACAGGUGAGAAACCGUUUCCAUGUUCUGAGUGUGGGAAAUGUUUUGUACAGAAAUCACGUCUUGUUACACAUCAGAAAUGUCACACCGGUGAGAAGCCAUUUCCAUGUUCUGAGUGUGGGAAAUGUUUUGCACAGAAAUCACGUCUAGUUACACAUCAGAGAUGUCACACAGGUGAGAAGCCAUUUCCAUGUUCUGAGUGUGGAAAAUGUUUUACACAGCAAACAAAUCUGGUUAGACAUCAGAAAAUUCAUAUGUGAAAAAACAUUUCCAUGUUCUGAGUGUAGGAAAUACAUAGUCUUUUGUUGCGAUAGUUAUCACACAGGUGAGGAACCCUUUAUAUCACCAUUGCCAUGCAAUGUUCCUCAAAGUUUUGUCUUAUUUAUUAUGCUUUUUGCAUUAUAUAUGCCAGCACUGGGUGAAACAAUCAGAUGUCAUGCCCUAGUCUAGCACUGCUAUGCCAAUGACCAGUCUUUUGCUAUUUGUACUUUUAACCCAAUACCAACCUGAAAUGACUGUCUAGCUGAGCUCAAGGUAUGGGUGAUACCAGUUGGCUGUGACUCAGUUGUGGUGAAACAGAGGUCCUAAUGAUAGAAGCUCACCAACAAAGGGCAAGACUCCAACUUUGCCAACAAUCUGAACUUAUGUGGACCAUAUCCAAAAUAAAGCCAUGAAUUCGCUCAAGAUC
Molecule: messenger RNA, 3515 nt
Organism: Pseudophryne corroboree (corroboree frog)
Lineage: Eukaryota; Metazoa; Chordata; Amphibia; Anura; Myobatrachidae
Product: zinc finger protein 271-like
Exons: 6
Coding region: 214-3087 (957 amino acids)
Source: RefSeq, a predicted model, not a curated record